UAUACAUCUGUGAAGAUGCUUCAAAAACUGAAACUUCACUGAAUACAGUUCAGGUGUCUGAAGAUCAGCAAUACAAUCUUUAGUUCAGCUAAGGAAAGAACAACAAAAGACAAUGGCGAAUAAUCUGCGUCAAAGAGGAUCUCAGCUCAGCAAUCAGCCUUCAAAUUAUGCAGUAGUGCCACUGCAGAACAAUAGUGACAUUAAUAUUGUCCUUCUGGGGAAAACCGGAGUUGGGAAAAGUUCCUCAGGAAACACCAUACUGGGAGAGAACAGAUUCAAAUGUGGACGAAGUUUGUCUGCUGUUACAAAUAUAUCUAGUGUUGAGAAAUCAGAGAUUAAUGGCAGAUCUGUGUCUGUCAUCGACACUCCUGGGUUUUUCUGUACUAAUCUUCCAAAAGAUCAGCUCUCAGACGAGUUUGCGAGGAGUGUGUAUCUUUCUGCUCCAGGAGUUCAUGCGUUUUUAUUUGUUGUACCGUUCGGCAGGUUCACAGAGCAGGAGGAAGAGACUCUGAUACGAGUGCAGAAGGUUUUUGGUAAAAAAGUGCUGAAGCAUGUUAUUAUCCUCUUCACAUAUGGAGAUGAAUGUGUGCGGGGGAGAAUACAGUCAGAGAUUGAUGGGAAUGAAAUUGUCAAAAGAGUCGUAGGUAAAUGUCAGAAUUAUCAUGUGAUCAACAACAGAGAUCUGACUGACAGACAGCAGGUCGAUGAUCUACUGCUGAAGAUUGACACGAUGAUAGAGUGGAACAGUUACUACACCAAUGAGAUGUACGAAUGGGCACAAAUGACCACAUGGGAAAAAUUCUGGAAAAUGUUUAAGGACUUUUGUAAUGCAGUGGUUGCAUUUUUCCAGAAUCAGAGUAACAGUUUUGAUAAUUGCUAUUGGACACAAAGAAUGAAGCCAUACAUGAGAGUCCAUACAUGAUCAAAAUAAAAAAAAAAAUCAGUUUCUUUGCUUUUGAUUUAUUGCAUAAAACCUGAUUAAUCGUACCCUAAAUGUAGAACUGCCUGCUCUGUUUAUUGGAGAAAAUUACAUAUCGGAACAAAAUGAAAAAUGUAUUAAUUGAGUUGUGUAAGUAUUGUGUGAGUUGAAAGAUUCAUUAUAGCUAUUGUACUUCCACAUGUUUGAAAAGAUUGUUGUUAAAUGUUAAAACAGAUCUUUGGCGUACAAGAUGUAUGGCUUUAUCUUUACGUGUUUCAUUCAUUAAGAGUCUUAUGUAAACAUAUCCUUUCUAAUACAAAAUAUUGAGUCUUACAGACAUUUUAUGCCUUGCUGCAUUGUUUUUUAUUUUUUUUAUUUUUUUUUUUCUUUAUUUAAAGAAACAGGGACAGCGUACAAUAAACAUUAACCUCAAAGGGAGAGAUGCAUAGUACCGGGUUUUAGCUCAAGAGCUAAUUUUCAGGUAAGGUAAUUAUUCAGCAGGCAUCCAUUAACAGCACCUUUCUGUUCAUUAUAUCUCAACACUUUACAAUUUGCCUAUUUGAAAUGAUAGAAUUGCUACUAUAAGAUAACUAUAUGAAAUAACAAAAGUUUUAAAAACA
Megalobrama amblycephala (Wuchang bream) is the source of this 1539-nucleotide messenger RNA. RefSeq names its product GTPase IMAP family member 4-like. The transcript is spliced from 4 exons. NCBI's taxonomy places the organism in Eukaryota, Metazoa, Chordata, Actinopteri, Cypriniformes, Xenocyprididae. Bases 113 to 922 code for a protein of 269 amino acids. The record is from RefSeq and is a predicted model, not a curated record. Gene Ontology annotation, molecular function: GTP binding.